Messenger RNA from Drosophila virilis, 1735 nucleotides. RefSeq names its product box C/D snoRNA protein 1. NCBI's taxonomy places the organism in Eukaryota, Metazoa, Arthropoda, Insecta, Diptera, Drosophilidae. The record is from RefSeq and is a predicted model, not a curated record. Gene Ontology annotation, biological process: snoRNA localization; maturation of LSU-rRNA from tricistronic rRNA transcript (SSU-rRNA, 5.8S rRNA, LSU-rRNA); box C/D snoRNP assembly. Gene Ontology annotation, cellular component: nucleus; pre-snoRNP complex.
GCAGCUGUUGCUGUUAAGUGUAUGUAUAUAUAUAUGUGUGUGUGUGAACGCGUGCGUGCGUGCGUGCGUGUGUGUGUGUGUGUGAAACAACAAUAAUACAAGCAUGACUGAAACGAACAGUCAAGCUGCCAGGCCGUCGCGUCUGGGCAAUUGCGAGGUAUGCGCCAGCCAAGCGGCCCGCUACGCCUGCCCCAAGUGCGAGGUGAAGACCUGCUGUGUGGCCUGCGUGCAGAUUCACAAGCGCGAACUGAACUGCGAUGGCAAACGGGAUCGCACCAAGUUCAUGCCCAUCAGCGCCAUGACCGAGCGCGAGUUCAUGAGCGACUAUUGCUUCCUGGAGGAGUGCACACGCUAUACGGAGGAUCGCAAACAGGAUCAGAUCAAGCGCUAUACGCAACAGCAGCGACAGCUGCCGCUGCCGCAGCAUCGGCUGCGCAAGGCGGCCCAGGAGCGAGGCACACGCCUGCAGCUGCUGCUGCCCAACUUCAGUCGGCACAAGGAGAACACGACGUAUUUGAAUUGGAAGCAGCGACGCAUCUACUGGCACAUCGAAUGGUUGUUUGUCCACGCCACAGCCAGCUCAGUGACACGUCUUGUGGACAAGCACUGCGAUGAGGAGCGUACACUGGCCGAUCUGCUGAGCAAGUACCUGGAUCUGUUGCAGGCGGAGGCGCUCGAGCAGCGCAAACUGUUGCAGCAUCAUCAGACAGCGGGCAUUGGGCAGCUCAGCCUAUGGUUGCGGGCCGAGGGUGUGCAGCGCAGCGGUCAGCGCUGCUAUCGACUGGCCGCACACCAGACACUGCGCGCCAAUCUUGCGGGCAAGACAAUUGUUGAGUUUCCUGCCAUUUACAUAAGCUACGAGGCACGUCCGCCCGCGGGCUAUGACCUCAUCGACAGCGAUGAGGAAGUGGAGGCUGCCAAGUCCAACAACAAGCGCAGCCAACAGCCACAGGAUCCGGAAGCGAAACCCGCCGCCAAGCGCAACAAGGCUGCGGCAAAGUCAACGCAGCAGCCCGAGCUGCACGAUAUUUAUGGGCUGGCUGGCAGUUUCGCCGCAGACGACAACUCCUGCUCCAGUUCCAGCAGCGACGAAGAGGCGCAACCUAAUUGAAGUCUCCAGCAAAUACCGCGAAUUACAUUUAAGCAAAUACUUCAAAAUAAUAUUAUAGAUAGUUAAACCUAAGUUAAGUUGUAAGAGAACUCGUGACAAGAAUUCUUUUAAAUAAUAUAACUUUGCAACCGAACAGAUUAUAAAGAUUAAUAGAAAAUUGAAUUGUCGUAGGCAUUCCCCAUGGGUAAAAACUUGUAUUAAGAUGAAGAUUUGAGCAAAUGUUAGCUACACGCAUAAGGAAACAUUUCCGAAUCCAUGACAUAUAUAGAUUUCUGAUCAACAAUAGCCCAGUCCGUUCGUCCGUCUGUUCGAAUGUUUCGAAUCUCGAGUUAAUAACACGAAAUCAGGUUCACUUUUUGGAUACGUUGUCUUCUGCAUUCAGGGUAUCUGCCAGGCGGAUACUCAAAGCUAAAUGAAUCGAUUUGGUAUUUAGAUUCGACUGACUUGACAGAGAGAGAGAGAGAGACUUAAGAUAGAACUUAUGCAUCUUAGAGAUUGGAUGCUAUGUUUUUAUGGAAACUAUUUUGCGCUAAAUCUUUGCAAACACAACAAUUAAAUUAGUUUAGCAUUGAUUUAUUUAAUUCGGUUUUUUCUUUUCAGACUAAUUAAAUGAUAAGAAUUAUA